GGCAAAACGGAGGAAAACAGAUGAUAUAAGUUAAAGCUGCUGAGGAAAACGGAUAGAACACAGUUGAGAUUUUGUGAAGGAGGGUUAAUGCUCUGGAUUCCGCAACUGAGAUGAAUGACGGCUGGAGUAUAGAGAAGGAGGCAUUGAGUAUAGUGGAUGAAAGGGAGUGCAUGAAGUAUGGAGCAGGAGGUGAUGCCAUAGAUGAGGGAUAAGUUAUUGGAAAGCACAUUGUGGAAGUUGAAACAUUAGGGAUGCAGGCGUUUUGACAAAGGGAGAACGCAUUUGGCACAAAGACGGAAGUUGUCCUACAAUGGACACCGUACAUUCAGCCUUAGUACUGGCAACGCGCCCCUACAGGCUGCCUUACGUGCUUCAACCAGGAAAUCGUCAGGCCAGUUUGGUUUCAUGUUCAGACGGAGCAUAGCCAUGCCCGCUGUGUCAGUGAGUGUGCUCUGAACAAGCAUGGGGCUAAACUUAACACGAGCACUCCGCAACUUUAACCUUGAAAAUCGGGCUCAUGGGCUUAUUGGCAAGGAGAAGCCAAGGCCUGCACCCUCCCACCCGAAAACAGAGGAUGCACUGAGGGCAACCAAAACACAUCACCCAGACAUUGAAGAUAAAAUCCGUAACAAAGAUAAUCUGCUUCUGACAAGGCUGAAAGAAGUUUAUGUUGACUCCAGUGACCCAUCUUCUGAGGUACAAACCAAAGAGAGUGCAUCUGCGCAAGAAGAGCUUAGACUUCCAAAACUCACUGUGAAUCGAGAGACCCUUAUGGAUCUGGAUGUAGAGAGUAUUCCUAAAGGAAAGAUUUCUGUGCUUGAGGCACUGACACUUCUCAACAACUAUAAAAAUUCUCCAGAAACCUGGACUGCUAAGAAAAUAUCAGAAGACUACCACUUAGACUCCAAGAAGACCCAGGCACUGCUGGAAUACUUUAUACCUUUCAACGUGAAAAUGAUUCCACCCAAAGACAAGAAGCAAAUUACAGACUCGUAGAACACCGGAACUUAAUAGCUGAAGGCAAUUAUUUAUAUUUAUUUGAGAACUCUGAUCUGAUGAAUAUUUUGUUUUCUUUAACCCUUCUUAUCUGUGAUUUCUUGCAUUAAAGUCUUUGUGGUAAUUGGA
Molecule: messenger RNA, 1125 nt
Organism: Xenopus laevis (African clawed frog)
Lineage: Eukaryota; Metazoa; Chordata; Amphibia; Anura; Pipidae
Product: NADH dehydrogenase [ubiquinone] 1 alpha subcomplex assembly factor 4-like
Exons: 3
Coding region: 463-996 (177 amino acids)
Source: RefSeq, a predicted model, not a curated record